AUGGAUUAUUACGCAACUCUCUUUAGCAGCAAGCGACCGCCUGAUCGGAACUCUGACCAUAUCUUAUCCAUAGUUUUAGGAUUUGAUUGUGAAUGGUGUAACAAUGGAGAUGAAGUUAGGCCGAUAUCGUUAAUUCAACUUUCAACAUCUUCAGGCCUCUGCCUGCUUAUUAGGAUUAAGAUCCUUCUUGACAAGGAAAAUGUUUUUCCACAAAGUUUAGCUGAUAUUUUGAGAGAUAAAAGAAUAUUAAAAGUCGGAGUGGCCAGUAUUGAGGAUGGACAGAAACUGCAUAGAGAUUACAACAUAGAAUGCAAAGGCUGCCUAGAUCUGAGAUAUGUUGUUCUCAGAUGUCGUUUGGCAAAGAUUAGUCCAGGUGGCCUAAAGUACCUUUCAAAAGCAGUGUUGGGCAUAGAUCUAUCUAAGAACAUUAGAAUUAGGUGUGGGAAUUGGGAGAGUGAUGAAUUGAAUGAUGAGCAGAUAUUCUAUGCAGCCAUGGACAGUUUGGUGUCAAUAAAAAUAUUUCAAAAACUUGUCGACUUGCAAUAUUCUCACAAUAAAGAGAUAGCUAACAUUACCAACAACCUAAUCUUAAAAAACACCGCAUCGUCCAACAAUUAUACAAAGAUAUGUCAGGGAAUAGUUGACAUCAAAUAUAAAAACAAAGCAGAGAACAAAUUUAAAAUUUUUCAAAACUGUCACAUCACUAAUUCCAGACGGGAUGAUCCUCCUAAUUUUAAGGAAGCAAAACCGACUAGGGCGUACAAUGUACGCAAAGAACCUUUAUAUCAGAACUGUAAAUUAUUUUCAAAUGACGGUCAGCUACUAUGUACUUGCGAUGAGAAAAAAGCUUUGUGGUACAUAGAUAAGAAGAUUGGAGAAAAAAUAUCCGACAAUCCAUUGACAGUGAAGUUGUUGUUUGAGCCAGCCGGUCGGCCGACCAGUGAAUCGGAUUAUUAUUUACAGGAAAAGGACAACAGAUGCGUCGUGUGUGGUCUGCCUGAAUCUUACAUUAGGAAAAAUAUUAUUCCACAUGAGUACAGGAAACACUUUCCAGUCAUAUUUAAAGAGCACAAGUCACAUGACGUCGUCCUACUAUGUAGUAAAUGUCACUUGAUAAGCAACCAAUACGAUUCCCGUGUUAAAUUUUCACUGGCUAGAAAGUAUGAUGCCACUAUUAGGUCAGAUAAGUAUGUCAGUUCAGCAGCUACUACAAAAGUUAAGUCAGCUGCAAAAGCCCUGUAUAAUGACCGUGGGCACGACAAGAUACCGACACAACGUCAGCAAGAGUUGAGGAAUUGCUUAAAAGAAUAUUUUAAAGUUGACGAGUUUUAUGAUGAACUGGUUGAUAGGGGUUUUUCGUUAGAUGUUGAGAAACAAAUUAAUGAAAACUUUGAAGAGCAUGGUUUGAAAGUGACAAGAUCUGUCAUAGCGGAAAAUGGAUUGAUUAAAUUUGAGAGAAUGUGGAGGCAACAUUUUUUGGACUCCAUGAAACCUGCCUACAUGCCUAAUUUGUGGUCUGUUAAUCAUGGACACGAUAGACUUCUACGGAUAUUACCGCAACAGCAGUUCCUUGAAAAUUAUAAAAAUGUGAAUUAAUGAGUCAUCCGUACUCUCUGAACAUUCGUUUUGCCUUGAUUGAAGAUUCAUUUAAAUAAAUCUAAUGAGUUUUGAUAGAAAAGUUCACAUAUAUAUGUAUAUGUUGGUAAUAAUUAGGAAUGUAUAUAUAUGAUACAGAUAGAAUGGUUUAUAAUGCUUAUUUUUGUGUGUUAAUAUUAAUAGUCUUUUUUGAUG
This is a messenger RNA of Helobdella robusta, 1791 nucleotides long. RefSeq lists its product as hypothetical. Gene Ontology annotation, cellular component: nucleus; cytoplasm. The transcript has 10 exons. The coding region runs from base 1 to 1596 and encodes 531 amino acids. Gene Ontology annotation, biological process: nucleobase-containing compound metabolic process. Lineage: Eukaryota; Metazoa; Annelida; Clitellata; Rhynchobdellida; Glossiphoniidae. Gene Ontology annotation, molecular function: nucleic acid binding; 3'-5' exonuclease activity. The record is from RefSeq and is a predicted model, not a curated record.